GAUGUGAGGUAUGUUAACAAGUGUUUUUUACAUCCCACGUUUAUCCUAGCCGCACCGAUUUCAAAUCUAUUAAAUAUGUUCAAUAUUCACGAUCUGUCUGUGCAACAGUGGGAAGACGUUCAUCCAGUAGCGCCAAGAUCAAAAAGUGGCUGAUGGUCAGCGCAGCAUUUAUUUGUGCUCAAACUGCAGACUUUAGCUGCUGUAUAUUGACUUGAAUAAAAUUGAACUCUCUCCUCUGCUCGAGUCACUCUCUCUCUUCUGCGCACAUUGCAUCUCCCAUCACUUUCUCUCUCUUGCUUCAGCAGAGUCCACAGAAGGACCUCAAACUGUCUCACCGACAUCCAAACCGGCUGUGGUAGAUGAGCUGUGAUGAGAUUGGUGUGAUCCCGUGUCCAGAGGCCCGCUACAACCGCAGUCCCAUUGUGUUGGUAGAGAACAAGCUGGGUGUUGAGAGCUGGUGUGUCAAGUUCCUGCUACCGUAUGUCCACAACAAGCUGCUGCUCUACCGCCAGCGCAAACACUGGCUGGAGAGGGAAGCUUUAGCAGAUAUCACCUGCACUCUGUUGCUGCUUAACCCGGACUUCACCACUGCAUGGAAUGUCAGGAAGGAGCUACUGCAGUGCGGAGUUCUUAACCCAGAGAAGGACCUCUAUCUGGGCAAGCUGGCCCUCACCAAAUUCCCCAAGAGCCCCGAGACGUGGAUACACCGACGCUGGGUACUGCAGCAGAUCCUGCGUCAGUGCUCUGCUGUAGGCUGGAAGCAUCAGCGGGGUGAAGCGGAGCAGGCCGAUGCUGAGAGGAGCCAGCAGCUCAGUGACCAUCUGGCCAGGACGCUCCAUCAAGAGAUGAAGGUGUGCUCUGACGCUGCCUGCCGCUAUCCCAGCAACUACAACGCCUGGUCCCACCGCAUCUGGGUGCUGCAGCACAUGGCCAAGGGCAACGUCAAGGUGUUCCAUGAUGAGCUGUCGUCGAUGCGCCUCUGGGUGUCCAUGCAUGUGUCCGACCACAGCGGCUUCCACUACCGCCAGUUCCUGCUUAAGGAGCUGAUCACGGAGCUCUCCCAGACUCCAGCUUCCACCCCACCCAGUUCGCCCCAGCGCCGGCACAGCCCAGUCCCCGACAGCACCUCCCCCCCUCCCAGCCAAGGCCCGGCCAACGGGGAGCUGUCGGGGGCGGAGGCCGCAGCAGAGGAGGACAGGCAGCUACUUCAACUCUUCCACCAGGAGGUGGAGCUGUGCUCAGACCUGAUCCAGUCCUUCCCUGGUCACGAGACACUCUGGAGUCACAGGCGGCAUGUCUUCUACCUGUGGCACCACUGGAGGAGGGAGCACCACUGCAGCAGCAAUGGAGGCAACACGUCGGUCCGCCUUAACAACAGUGACCCCACGUUGGCCGAGGUCAGCGCUCAAAGCUGCGCCAGCAGGGGGGAGAGUGUGAAUGGACAGGGGCAUGCUAGUGACGCUAUGGAGGUGGACGGGGCGUCCUUGCCUGACCCGCGGGACAGCAAGCGACUGAAGAGAGGCGUCCUGCUGCCUGGCCCCCCCUCCCUGCUGCCAGCCCCCCCCACCCUGCUGCCAGCCCCCCCCACCCUGCCCUCUGAGCACAGCUUUGUGAGCGGUGUCCUGGACAGUUGCGGGAACCCCGAGCAGAGACGUUUCGCCCUGGCAUACAGGAAGUGGUUAGACACUGUCAUUGAUCAGCAGCCUUGAGGGAGAACAGUUAGCCCACCAAGCUCUCUCAACAUUGAAGUUGCCUUUAGACACAGAUUUAGGAUCAGCUUCCCUACCUGUAGCGCUGACUUUAACCAAUAGUGCUUCAGAUGCAGUGAUGACUUUAGAAACCAGUCCCAGGGCAGCGCCUGACAGUGGCGAGGGAGGGUAAGGCGGUUUUAACGACAUCCCGUCUGUUCUUCCUCUGAAACAUCUGGAUUCUCCUGAGCUUGAUCUGAGCCAGUACCCCUUCAGAACGGAAAUCUGCACACGGAGCCUGUUGGCUCGCUAUGUGUCUGUUGGUAGAUUCUCUUCUUAUUCAAGGUUUCUCCAUGCCUCAGCUCCAAUUGCCACUGCUUUUGUUUUUUAGUGCCAGUUUGGCAUUUAUCUGCACAUAUUACUUUAUGUCUGUUCAAAUAUUUCAGCAAAGAAACUAAAUGAAUCACACGUGUUGGGCCUGAUUGGUUGGAAUGCCAAAAUAGCCAGUACUAUUUAAAUUAAUAAGCCAUUAAAUAAUAAUAUGAAAUGAAUAAUCAUAUGACUAAAAAUAGUAGGAUAUAUACAUGACCCAAUAAAAUGUAACAAAAUACAAAACAUUGUUAAAACUUCAUUUUUUUUUUUUAAAUUAUCAUGAAGUGUUAUUUCAUCCUUAUUUUUACAGUAACUUUUAUUGGUAGUUAAGUAGUUUUAUUGGAGUUUUGUUUCAAACAUCCUCUCUUUACAAAAGUCUGAUUUGUCAAGUGAUUGGCUAAAAGCUGAGGGGGCGGGGAGUGGAAAUGGGAAAAUGAAAUCAAAAGUAAUAAGAGGCAUUUUCAGCUAUAAUGUAGGGGAAAUGAAUUUCAAUACACCUGGUCACUAUGCAAGUAAUGAAAUAUCAUUUCACAAUUACGUUUUAUUUAUUCAUGUUUGUUUUUAAUUUGAUUGGCCCUUUUGGAGUUAAUGAACCCUUGAUUAGAUUAGAAUGGAAUGACAGUGGCUCUAAUUGAAUCCCAUUGGAAGCCUCAGGUUCCCUCGUCUUUAAUGAUUGGUUGAAAUGCCCUCAGCCCUCCCGUGUUGCAGUGGCAGGUGUGAAGCACAGCCAGACUCCUGUUCUUCUUUCAACUUCUAUAGAUUUCCAUUCUGAAGGUGGUGACAUUUAUUACCCAUGUCAUUUUUUUUCUUUGUCUUUUCUUGUGUUGGUCCUUGGUUGCUGCUCCUGCUCCAUGUUACUAGUGAAUAUUGUCAGUAUGUCCUAACUAUGUAGCUAAGUGCUAAGUUACAGUAGCUUACAACAGAAAGCCAAAAAGCUAGUUGUUAGCUAAAUAACAGGUUAUAUAUGUUAUAUAAAAAUAACAGGUUACGUUGCUAACUUGCAAGUCUUACCUUCUGACAACCUGAAGCACUAAAUCUAUAGGCAGAGAAAUGUUAGCUUUAGCAGUUUAGCGGUACUGAUGUUUGACUCUGAAGGAUAGCGUGCUAGGGGAGUUACCCCCCCGACAUUCACUGGUGCUACAUGCUGCCAUUUCUACAACUACUUCCUCUGUUACAGGUGUGUAGUGUGCAACAGGUGAACACUGAACAGCACUUUGGACUAAUUGAUGAUACUAUUUGUGGGGUAUUAUUGCUAAACUAUUUUUGAAAUAUUGUCUGUUAUUUUGCACCAGGCUAGUUAACCGUAGUCCUAGCUGCUUUAUGUCACUACCUUGUACAAAAAUAGAGGUAACCUCAAAAAGGUCAGUCUACAUUCUGUCUAGAAUAACUUCUAGCACUCCUUUUAAAAGUUGUAACAUGCUGUAUCUGCACAUCCAUCCCUUCAAUGAUGUAGAAACUAAAAAA
Molecule: messenger RNA, 3524 nt
Organism: Sander lucioperca (pikeperch)
Lineage: Eukaryota; Metazoa; Chordata; Actinopteri; Perciformes; Percidae
Gene: ptar1
Product: protein prenyltransferase alpha subunit repeat containing 1
Exons: 7
Coding region: 360-1709 (449 amino acids)
Biological process (GO): protein prenylation
Cellular component (GO): cytoplasm
Molecular function (GO): protein prenyltransferase activity
Source: RefSeq, a predicted model, not a curated record